AGUUCUGAUAAAUAUUUUGAAAGUUAUGAAGAUCUGAAUAUACACCAUCAAAUGUUAAAUGAUACGUCAAGAACUGUCGCUUAUAAAAAUGCAAUAUUUAACAUGAAAAGUAGUUUUGUCGAUAAAAUAGUUAUGGAUGUAGGAGCUGGAACAGGUAUAUUAUCGAUUUUUAGUGCCCAAGCUGGUGCUAAAAAGAUAUAUGCAAUUGAGGCAAGUAAUUUAGCUAAUUUAAUUUCACAAGUAGCUGAAGAAAAUAAUGUUAAAGAUAAAAUAGAAAUUAUAAAAAAACCAGUUGAAGAUAUAAAUUCAAAUGACAUACAAAAAGUAGAUAUUAUUGUAUCAGAAUGGAUGGGAUUUUAUUUGGUUCAUGAAGGGAUGUUAAAUUCUGUUAUAAUUGCAAGAGAUAAAUUUUUAAAACCCAAUGGAUUGAUGUUCCCAUCUAUAGCCAAAAUAUAUGCUGCUCCAUGUCAAUUACCAAGUUACAAUGAUUUUUGGGAUGAUAUUUGUGGAGUAAGCAUGAAAUGCAUUGCUCAAAAUUAUAGACAGACAAAAUCAUUAAAACCAGAGAUAUUAUAUGUACCUAAAAAAGAUAUUUUAGUAGAAGAUAAAUUACUUAUUUGGCUUGAUUUAAAUAAUACAACUUUAGAAGAAUUAAAUUCUCUUGGAGGAGAACAAACUGUAUUAGUAUGUUCUAAAAAUGGUAAAUAUCAAGGAUUCUGUAUUUGGUUUGAUGUUGAAUUUCCGGAUGGCUCCUUGCUAUCAACUUCUUCUAAGGUAGAACCAACUCAUUGGAAACAAACUGUGAUUGUUUUACCACAUUCCAUACACUUAAAUAAAAAAGACCCUGUUGCCUUUACACUUAAUAUUAAUAAAAGUAGUUCAAAUCCUAGAUGGUAUAAUAUUAUAUUUACAAUGCUUGAUGCUACUGAAGUUCCCCAUGAUAUACCAUGCGAUUGUUAUAUGUCUAGAUGUAUUAUUACAAAAACAUAUAUGGAAAACCAAGGUAAAGAAAUAUAACGAACAUAAAAAUGAAAUUUUAAAGUUAUAUAUUAUUUAUCA
This is a messenger RNA of Ceratosolen solmsi marchali, 1059 nucleotides long. RefSeq names its product Arginine methyltransferase 8. Gene Ontology annotation, biological process: chromatin remodeling; peptidyl-arginine methylation, to asymmetrical-dimethyl arginine. NCBI's taxonomy places the organism in Eukaryota, Metazoa, Arthropoda, Insecta, Hymenoptera, Agaonidae. The transcript has 4 exons. The annotation marks the transcript as partial. The record is from RefSeq and is a predicted model, not a curated record. Gene Ontology annotation, cellular component: nucleus. Gene Ontology annotation, molecular function: protein-arginine omega-N monomethyltransferase activity; histone methyltransferase activity; protein-arginine omega-N asymmetric methyltransferase activity.